AUGUCAGAGGCGAAGCGUACGACCGAAGGCAAUAAACUUGAUGUUAAAUAUUUGGACUCGCCUGACAAAUCGGAGUAUGAUAUGGCCGAAUAUAGUUUAUCUCUUCAAAACUGCGUUCAGAAAACUGCGGUCACUUCGGAGAUUUGGUGUCACCCGAAGUUUUAUAGGCCGAUGUGUUAUAUAAAUCUUCAUAUGGUUCCUCCUCAGAUAUUCCAAAUAUCAAACAAUGCUAUUUUCCUGGAUUUGUACUGCACUGUAUUAAAAUAUCUAUUGAACGAAAAAUUACAUCCAGCGGUAACGGCUGGACUUAAUUACUAUACUAUCAAUGUCAGUAAGGAAGCUGUAGGUAUUAUAAUACAAUUGAGCGGAUUUGACGAAAAAUUACUGACCUUGUUGACGAUUAUUGCAAAUUAUAUGGUCGAUUUUAAUAAACUUGUUUCGGAGGACUUGUUUGAAAUUAUAAAAAGGCAUCAACUCAAAGCAUAUUACAACAAAUUUUUGAAACCUGAGGAAUUCAUCGAGGAUGUGGAAUUAUGGAUACUAAAGUAUCAGUACUAUCCAGACAUUCACAAGUAUAAUUAUCUAAGUAAAUUAAUUAAUUUUUCAAACUUCCAAAACUUUACAAAGAUCUUAACCAAUACUAUGUACUUUCAAUGUCUUGUGCAAGGUAACAUAACGAAAGAUUUUACGAUCAAAAUUAUACAACGAUUUAUCAACAAAAUUAAUUAUUGUCCCUUGCGUGAUGCUGAUAAGCUACGGCUUAUUGGAGUCAUUGAAAUAUCCGAAGGCACAUCUUAUUGCAAGUUGAAAAAUAUUAACCGAACUAAUGUAAACUCGGUAGUGACAAAUUAUUAUCAAGUCGGUAUUGCUACGAUUGAAUUAUCGGUGUUAAUCCAGUUAAUGCUCAUGAUAAUAAAACAACCAUUAAUAAAUCAUCUACGAACUCAAGAAAAGAUUAGUUUUGUUUCGUGCAAUCUUAGAGAUAUCAACGGAAUGUUAGGAUAUUCUAUUACUGCUUACACUCAGGCAGAAAAGUACACAACUGAAUAUGUUGACCAACUAAUCGAGGGAUUUCUGAAUACGUUCAGUAUCAUGUUGAAACAGUUCUCAGAAAAGAAAUUAAAUGAUAUCAAAGAAAGGCUGAGAAUUUUGAAGCAAUAUGACAAUGCUGAGCUUCUGAACGAAGUUAAUAGAAAUUGUAGUGAGAUCACGAAGCGGCAAUAUAUGUUUGACAGAUGUGAAAAGGAAGCGCUUGCAAUAGAGAACGUAAAUAUCAAUAUGCUAAGAGAAUGGUUUGGAACACUGAACGCAAGUAAUUUCAGAAAAUUGAGCAUACAUGUAGUAGGAACUGAUCCGAAGGAAAUUACAGUCAAUGCAGAGAAUCGUAGGUAUGAUGAGUACUCUACUACGGAAUUUAUAAUUGACGAUACACAGUGCAAAGACGGUCAUCAUAUUACUGACGUAGAUACGUACAAAAAUAUUCGCCUAUCUCGUGUAUCAAUAUUAUAA
Molecule: messenger RNA, 1509 nt
Organism: Trachymyrmex septentrionalis
Lineage: Eukaryota; Metazoa; Arthropoda; Insecta; Hymenoptera; Formicidae
Product: nardilysin-like
Molecular function (GO): metal ion binding
Source: RefSeq, a predicted model, not a curated record